CCACGAUCGUGUGCUGUUGUUGGCCGCUAGAUUCGUUAGCAGUAAUCGUGUUAUUAUUAAGAGCCAGCAGUAGCUGCAAGAUAAACAUUGCCGUUGCAGACUUAUCCGCCACUAGUGUCAGUCAACAACUAUUUAUUCGCGAAUACUAAUCUUCUGUUCAUUCACUGUAAUUUCAUCCCAGACGACGUUCUAAUUCGAUCGUCUGAACGACUUAUCCUUAUUUCAGUUUGCUAUUCAUCGAAUAAAAAUGUCUGAUACUCUCUACAGAAGUCCAUCAAUGGCUAUACGCUCUAGCACUGCUGAUAUGGGCGCUUUAACGUCAAUGAGUGUAGCCGAUUUGGGAAGUUUAACACGAUUGGAGGAUAAGAUUCGGCUGCUGCAAGAUGACUUCGAAUCAGAACGCGAACUUCGAAAUCGUAUUGAACGUGAACGUGCUGAUUUGAGCGUUCAGUUGAUCGCUCUCACUGAUCGUUUACAGGAUGCUGAAUGUGCGACCGAUAGUCAAAUUGAAUCGAAUCGUAAGCGCGAAGUGGAGCUGUCAAAACUACGUAAACUGCUGGAAGAAUCACAGUUGGAAAAUGAAGAUGCGAUGAAUGUGUUGCGUAAGAAACAUCAAGAUGUUUGUCUUGACUACACCGAGCAAAUUGAACAACUCCAGAAGAAGAACUCGAAGAUCGAUCGUGAACGACAACGUCUUCAGCAUGAAGUGAUUGAACUAACGGCCACAAUUGAUCAACUCCAAAAAGACAAACACGUCGCUGAGAAAAUGGCGCAAAAAUUCGAACAACAAACCAUUGAGUUGUCGAAUAAAGUGGAAGACUUGAACAAACAUGUGAACGAUUUGGCACAACAACGACAACGUCUCCAAGCCGAGAACAGUGAUUUGCUGGCUGAAAUUCACGAUCAAAAGGUACAACUCGACAAUCUGCAACAUGUCAAAUAUCAGUUGGCACAACAAUUGGAAGAAUCUCGUCGUCGUUUGGAAGAUGCUGAACGUGAACGCUCACAAAUGCAAGCACAACUUCAUCAGGUACAACUUGAGCUUGAUUCAGUUCGUGUGGCUCUAGAUGAAGAAAGUGCAGCACGUGUUGAAGCCGAACACAAGUUAUCGUUGGCAAACACCGAAAUCACACAAUGGAAGAGUAAAUUCGAUGCUGAAGUGGCUUUACAUCACGAAGAAGUUGAAGAUUUACGCAAGAAGAUGAUGCAGAAACAAGCUGAAUAUGAAGAACAAAUCGAAAUCAUGCUCCAAAAGGUAUCACAGCUCGAAAAGGCCAAAGCUCGUCUACAAAGUGAAGUUGAAGUUCUCAUCGUUGAUUUGGAAAAAGCUCAGAAUACAAUCGCAAUUUUGGAACGUGCUAAAGAACAACUCGAGAAACAAGUGCUCGAGAUGAAGUCUAGAAUCGAUGAACUNGAACUUCAGAAGAUGAAGCAAUUGUACGAGAAAGCCGUUGAACAAAAGGAAGCGUUGGCACGUGAGAACAAGAAACUUCAAGAUGACUUACAUGAAGCUAACGAAGCUCUUGCAGAUGCUAACCGCAAAUUGCACGAACUCGACCUUGAGAAUGCUCGUCUGGCUGGUGAGAUUCGUGACUUGCAAGUGGCUCUCAAGGAAUCUGAAGCUGCAAGACGUGAUGCCGAAGCUCGAGCUCAACGCGCUCUCGCUGAGCUGCAACAAGUCCGUAUUGAGAUGGAACGUCGUUUGCAAGAGAAAGAAGAAGAAAUGGAAGCCCUGCGUAAAUCAAUGCAAUUCGAAAUUGAUCGUCUUACCGCAGCACUUGCUGAUGCUGAAGCACGUAUGAAGGCCGAAAUUGCACGUCUUCGCAAGAAGUAUCAAGCGGAGAUCGCCGAAUUGGAGAUGACCGUUGAUAACUUGAAUCGUGCAAAUCUUGAAGCCCAGAAGACCAUCAAGAAACAGAGCGAACAAAUCAUUCAAUUGCAAGCCAAUCUCGAAGAUACGCAACGCCAAUUGCAGCAGACUCUCGAUCAGUACGCACUGGCACAACGUAAGAUUUCGGCGUUGAGCGCUGAAUUGGAGGAAUGCAAGACCGCAUUGGACAACGCGAUCCGUGCACGCAAGCAAGCCGAAGCUGAUCUUGAAGAGGCACAUGUACGCAUCUCGGACUUGACAUCGAUCAACAGCAACUUGACUGCAAUCAAGAAUAAACUCGAAACCGAGCUAUCGACGGCACAAGCAGAUUUGGACGAGGUCACCAAAGAGUUGCAUGCAGCAGAUGAACGUGCGAAUCGCGCAUUAGCAGAUGCGGCACGUGCAGUGCAAGAGUUGCACGAGGAACAAGAGCACUCAAUGAAGAUCGAUGCUCUUCGUAAAAGUCUCGAAGAGCAAGUGAAACAACUUCAAGUACAAAUUCAAGAAGCUGAAGCAGCGGCACUACUCGGCGGUAAACGUGUUAUCGCUAAGCUCGAAACACGCAUUCGUGACCUGGAAGUGGCAUUGGACGAGGAGACUCGACGACACAAAGAGACACAGAGCGCAUUGCGCAAGAAGGAUCGUCGUAUCAAGGAAGUGCAAAUGCAGAUCGAUGAAGAGCACAAGAUGUUCGUGAUGGCACAAGAUACCGCUGAUCGUAUGCUCGAGAAGUUGAAUAUCCAGAAACGUCAAUUGGGUGAAGCCGAAGCGAUGACCAUGCAAAAUCUGCAACGAGUUCGCCGAUACCAACGUGAGUUGGAGGAUGCCGAAGGUCGUGCGGAUCAAGCCGAAAGUUCGUUGAAUUUGAUUCGUGCCAAGCAUCGUGGUACAGUGGCGGUUGGUAAAGCUACCGAUGUUUAUGUUGUAGAAGAGGAUUGAAUCUGAUGUGUUGAAUAACACGCCGAAUAUGAUCGAUUUUUUUUNUUUUUUUUCAGCAAAAAUAUUUUUCAAAGAAAAUUAUUUACAACAAAAAAUUGUCUAAUCGUUGUUUGUCGAUACAUUAUGGAUGGAUUUAUCGAAAUGUCGUUUACGUAUCCAAUUUGUUUUUCGAUUACCAUUCAUUUUCAGUUUCAUCUAGCUAAAUUGUCUCAUAAGCCCUAAGGUUUGCUCUAAUUCGAAUUCAUCUUAUUGAUGGCAUCGUUAUGCAAUAUUGUACUGUGAAAUUAUUGUUGUGCAUUUGUCAUGAUCGUAUACGGUUUGCUUGAUCAUAAACGAUAUUGAAUCUGC
Molecule: messenger RNA, 3157 nt
Organism: Anisakis simplex (herring worm)
Lineage: Eukaryota; Metazoa; Nematoda; Chromadorea; Rhabditida; Anisakidae
Source: the annotation of a GenBank genome assembly